GAAAAAAGUACGUACAUUAAGUUAGUAGAAAGAUCGGCAGUUCAGAGUUCCAAGAACACGUCAACGAGGCAUGUAACAUGAACGUCACAGUCCUUCCUCUCGAUUAAGAACCAUGCCCGGCUACCCGUUUCCUCCUCAGCCAAUGGGCGAGUCUUGGCCGUCGCGCGGCCUCGGGCUGGAAGCAGCUCCGGAGCUACCCAGCUCGGCGCGCCCGCGGGGCGCGUUGCAGCGGAAGUGGGCCGCACGGGCGCGGACGGAAAACUUGAACAUCAUGCUAACGGACGAGGAAAGAGCGUUACUGGCGCAAAACCGGCGUGCCAACCACGCCUUCGUGCGGCCCCACAGUGCGGUGCAGGAAAUGCUGGCCUACGCGACCGUGCCGUACAACGAGCAGUACUACACGUCUUCCCCCAGACGGCGGCGGAGAAGCCUCCCACUUGGCCGUCCUAACGGAUCUACUGGACGCGCGUACCACGCCAAGCGCUUUGGAGCACCAGUGUCGCCAAAAAGAGUCGUUGUAUCGCCGGAAGUUUACUACGGUGUCUUGUCUCCCUCGCCUUCACGGCGGUCGCUCGGCGGAGGUGUAGGACAAGCACAGUACGUCGUUGCAGGACCGGAACGAUUACGAUAUGAAAUGGAAGUACCACCGCGGCCGGCACAACAGCCGGUCGUGCCAAGCAGAAGCGUACAAUUUCGACCGCCACCCCGAGUCCUUCGAAAUGCAACUGCUCAGACGCAUGUCGUCGCGACAAACAGUAGAAGUAGAGCCUCCACCUCUGAGAACGCAAGUGCAAAGCUCGUGGGGCAGCGCGCCGACGCCGAGCACAGCUACGCAGCGAGGUACUCGCAGAGCAGGAAAAGCAAAAAGAGCAGCGCAUCCUCUGCGUCCUCCGCGUCGUCUUCCGUGAUCUCAAAGCAGCGCAGCAGCAAGACGAGCGCGCGCGACAGCGAGCGAAGCGGUCCAGAAGUACAGGUGGUGCCUGGAGGUCGGGGUUCAAGAGCUAGCCGCUCCUCGUUGGCGGGCAAGAAAUCGAAGGCAAAACCAGGGACAACAGUAGCUGCGAGUAACAAGCGGAAAAAAGCUUCCAUUCUCGAGCUGGAAGAUUACCUAAUCAGAGUGGAAAAUCGGGAACAAGAGCAGAAGCGAAAAGAUCAAGGGCAGGAAGGACAGGAAGUGGCUGCGGUCGAAUCUUCGAGAGCGUCAACACAGAAACAAAAAGACAAGGUGAAGGCGCUUGAAAAAAAGUCUACAAUGGAGGAAGCAAUCGUGGAUGCUGCAGCUCCCCCUGCACCCGUUGCAACCGGCCAAACCGCGACAGCUGUAAAAGCGCCUGCGCAAACGCAAGCGGAUGUUGAAAGCGAAGAAGAGUCAUCUUCUGAUGAUCUUGGCACGGAACUCCAAGUUGGUGGGUCUGGACAACCACCAGCCACUGCAGCUGCAGCAACGUCUGGAGCAACUUCGAAACAAAAAACGACAGUCGUUGCUAAAAAGGAACCUGAAGAUCAUGGGAAUGAAGACUCGUCGUCACUUGGAGAACUCGGUGCGCCACCUGCGCCUGCGCUUUCUCGGGAAGCAGCCGCCAAGGCUCAUCAAGUAGCGCCUGUCAAGAAGACCGCUGCGGUGAAUAAGGCGCCAGAGGACGACACCAGCGAGUCUGAAGAAGAGGAGACAAGUAGCGAGGAAGAGGAUCAUCUUGAACUGGGGAUCUCCGGAGGCCCAGGAGCUCCUGCGUCGACGAUGCAAGUGAAAAAUAAAGGUCCAGAACAACACCGGGAGCAGCAGAAAAACAAAAACGCGCGUGUCGCGAGCACACGGAACCAAGGAGAAGAGGAGAAGGAGAGUGCAAGAGCAUCGGCGGCCGAAGCUGUUCCUCCUGCACAACCAGGCUCCAGUGCAACCAGUAGGUCUGCAGAAAAGGAAGCAAACCGACCAAAAACGACGAAUCUACGGGACCUGCUGAACUCUGCCGACCGACCAAAGACGACGACAGCACCAGAAGGGAAGACAAGAUCGCAACUACCGAGAAACAAAUCAAAAGGAGCAAAGGCCGUGUAUGUGGUACCGCCCGCAGAAGAAAUAGAGGUGGUUUACCUCUCUCCGAGAUCGGCGGGGCGGGGUUUAUUUACCGGGACUAAAGGGACCAACAAGCAGUUUUUACCUAAGUCGAGGAAAUCGUCGGGGAAGUUAAAGAAGCGAAGGAAAGCAGAAAUUCAAGCGGAGGAAGAUGCGCCGUCCUCUCCGAGCAGCGCAAAGGGAAGACCAAAAACUGUCAAUGUUGACGCCAUCGUUCCAGCGCACAUGAGAUACGCACAGACUUUCGAGGUGGUGUUCGCGAACUAUCUCACGACCAGCGUCCCGCUGCGCGAGUUUUUGGUGGACAAUGUGCAGCAAGUGAAGGUACAGCUCGAAUGCACAAAAAUGUCGAUUUUUACCGAAAUUCGUGUGAAAAAUCUGUGCUCUAUUCUGCAUGGUGUGAUAGGUCCUGGACAGUUUUUUUGGGACUUUGUUUACCUCCGUUUUGUGCCUGAAAAACACAGCAAGCCACUGAGAUUGUAUUUUUGCGGGACUUUUCACUGCAGGAGUGCUCGUAGAUUUUUGCAAAAAAACUGUGCUCUAUUCUGCACGGUGUGAUAGGUCCUGGACAGGUUUUUGUGCCUUUUUUGACCUCCGUUCUGUGCCUGAAAAACACAGCAAGCCACCGAGAUUGUAUUUUUGCGGGACUUUUCACUGCAGGAGUGCUCGUAGACUUUUGCAAAAAAACUGUGCUCUAUUCUGCACGGUGUGAUAGGUCCUGGACAGGUUUUUGUGCCUUUUUUGACCUCCGUUCUGUGCCUGAAAAACACAGCAAGCCACCGAGAUUGUAUUUUUGCGGGACUUUUCACUGCAGGAGUGCUCGUAGACUUUUGCAAAAAAACUGUGCUCUAUUCUGCACGGUGUGAUAGGUCCUGGACAGGUUUUUGUGCCUUUUUUGACCUCCGUUCUGUGCCUGAAAAACACAGCAAGCCACCGAGAUUGUAUUUUUGCGGGACUUUUCACUGCAGGAGUGCUCGUAGACUUUUGCAAAAAAACUGUGCUCUAUUCUGCACGGUGUGAUAGGUCCUGGACAGGUUUUUGUGCCUUUUUUGACCUCCGUUCUGUGCCUGAAAAACACAGCAAGCCACCGAGAUUGUAUUUUUGCGGGACUUUUCACUGCAGGAGUGCUCGUAGACUUUUGCAAAAAAACUGUGCUCUAUUCUGCACGGUGUGAUAGGUCCUGGACAGGUUUUUGUGCCUUUUUUGACCUCCGUUCUGUGCCUGAAAAACACAGCAAGCCACCGAGAUUGUAUUUUUGCGGGACUUUUCACUGCAGGAGUGCUCGUAGACUUUUGCAAAAAAACUGUGCUCUAUUCUGCACGGUGUGAUAGGUCCUGGACAGGUUUUUGUGCCUUUUUUGACCUCCGUUCUGUGCCUGAAAAACACAGCAAGCCACCGAGAUUGUAUUUUUGCGGGACUUUUCACUGCAGGAGUGCUCGUAGACUUUUGCAAAAAAACUGUGCUCUAUUCUGCACGGUGUGAUAGGUCCUGGACAGGUUUUUGUGCCUUUUUUGACCUCCGUUCUGUGCCUGAAAAACACAGCAAGCCACCGAGAUUGUAUUUUUGCGGGACUUUUCACUGCAGGAGUGCUCGUAGACUUUUGCAAAAAAACUGUGCUCUAUUCUGCACGGUGUGAUAGGUCCUGGACAGGUUUUUGUGCCUUUUUUGACCUCCGUUCUGUGCCUGAAAAACACAGCAAGCCACCGAGAUUGUAUUUUUGCGGGACUUUUCACUGCAGGAGUGCUCGUAGACUUUUGCAAAAAAACUGUGCUCUAUUCUGCACGGUGUGAUAGGUCCUGGACAGGUUUUUGUGCCUUUUUUGACCUCCGUUCUGUGCCUGAAAAACACAGCAAGCCACCGAGAUUGUAUUUGUGCGGGACUUUUCACUGCAGGAGUGCUGGCCGACUUUUGCAAAAAAAGUGUGCUCUAUUCUGCACGGUGUGAUAGGUCCUGGACUGUUUUUUGUGUCUUUUUUGACCUCCGUUCUGUGCCUGAAAAACACAGCAAGCCAUCGAGAUUGUAUUUGUGCGGGACUUUUCACUGCAGGAGUGCUCGGAGACUUUUGCAAAAGAAGUGUGCUCUAUUCUGCGCGGUGUGAUAGGUCCUGGACAGGUUUUUGUGCCUUUUUUGACCUCCGUUCUGUGCCUGAAAAACAUAGCAAGCCACCGAGAUUGUAUUUAUGCGGGACUUUUCACUGCAGGAGUGCUCGUAAACUUUUUCGAAAAAUCUGUGCUCUAUUCCGCAUGGUGUGACAGGUCCUGGAGAUUCUUCGGCUGUAUGUUUUCCUUUGCGCUUGUUAGCUAACAGUAACAGACAUUCUCCUUCUUUAUCCUUGAAGAAAAACAAAAAAAAAUCACCCCGACCCAGGUAUCCGCCCUGACCUUCGAAGCAAUCGAGCUGGCGCCAGCUCUUCUACGCUGGAAAAGAACUACGGCUCGGACGAAAAAAGACCAGCUUACCGUUUGCGAUCUCACGUACCUUCUGGCGUUCUGCGUCACACAGCGGAAGCAGACGCUGCUGCGCGAUGCACGUGCAGCCGGCGAGUUUGUGUUCGACGUGAUGCUGGAAUUACGCGAUGCGGUAGCUGCGUCAUCGGAAAAAUCACCAAACCGGCUGCCCGAGCCGGAGGAGCUACUGGUCAUGGCGGAAGACGCGUUUUCCCUGCUUUUGAAAUACACAAAAUUGGAGAAGGGCUCCCUAAAAUUGUGGCAGCGUCGCACAGACUCCAUGCUCCUAAGCGGGUCUACGUCACCAGCAGAUCAUGGUGCGCCCGAGGCACUGGUGCAUGUACAAGACCACUCCGCGUCUGCGGCAACAAGUAACGCUAAAAACGCGAAAAACGGAACGCAUGUCGCCGUUGACAGCAAUAGCUUGCAGGACGAGAUUUCAUCGCUGCGAGCCCGCACAGAAAAUGCCGCUCCAGUGGAGACCGUCGUAAACCAGACCGCAUUUCUUGCCAGAAAUUCGGUCACGACCGCAGACGCGUCUGAGUCACGGGCGAUCCCUAAGAACGCUGCGGCUACCAGGGCGGAAACGAGCGAAAUUCGUCCUGCGGGUCGACUCGUGCUUAAUACCGCACCUUCUCCGAAAAAUGGUUCAGAGCGAAGAGAUGAAGCACCGAAUGUUGCCGCUGUUCAUCCCGAAGAAGCGCCUGAGGAGCUGCUUUUCGCAGACGAGCAGUCGCUUCCUUCCGCCUCUCCGCCAGCGAUCUCGCCACAAGAUCAGUUGCUGAGUGUCUUGCACAAGAAGGACCUGAUGACUGCCCGUGGAAUCGAUGUCACCGAAGUGAUGCGACUUGAGAAGGAAUAUCCACAAAAAAAUGACCAUCCCCAUCCAAGUUGUCAUGCAAAACAUAUAUCAUGAAGUCCAAGUCCUGUGUUUGUCAUGCGUAAAACGGAUGGGGAUGGUUGUUUUUUCCUGGAUAAGGAAAUGCCGGCCGCGGGCCGGCGCACUGGCGUGCGAAACCCCGCCCUCCCGACCGUGAAGGAGCACAACCUGGCGCAGCGAAAACAGCGUUUGUUCGGUGUGAAGCAGCCGCCAGUACUAGAAGGGAAAAAUAACGCAUCUACUUCAUCAACAUCAAGAGAUCAUUCUGGAGCAAGGCCAAGGGCGAGGCUUGUCGCAGAUGCGGAAGAUGAACCGCCGUCCUACCUGGACGAAAUUUCCGUCCGUCGGGGUCGAGGUGCGUGUGGCCCGCCGGGCGGAAUGAGCUACUCAGCGUACGGAAAAUACAUCUGCGGGGGUGAGAUGGAAGCGCGCAUGGUUGCGAUGGAACAAGACGCACUGAAAAGGACCAAGGCAGUCGCAAGAAGAAAUGCCACAAGACCAAACGCAAAUGCAACCAAUUUGAUGUCCCCGGAACUAGCCACGACGUUUACCUUAUGAGCGCGAAUAGCCCGAAAUAAAGGCACAAGAAGUUUAAUAGCUUG
Molecule: messenger RNA, 6003 nt
Organism: Amoebophrya sp. A120
Lineage: Eukaryota; Dinophyceae; Syndiniales; Amoebophryaceae
Source: the annotation of a GenBank genome assembly